AGGCAGUCGUCAACAUUUAACAGUUGAACAACCAUUAUUAUCAUAUUAAGCCAGUUAAUACCCGCAGAUGUCUGUCCCCUCUCCCGAUGCCCUACUGCCGGAAUGUCCCCUUCUUCUUGCAGUGCCCGCAUUAGACGUGCGAUGGGUACACGCAGGUGCUCAACAGCUCAAUCUUCUUCCGAUCCCUAUCACUUCUGCUUCAAACAGCUUUAAAGCGUUCUCGAAAAACGAGUCCUCAAGGAUAGAACUACGGUGGCAAAGCACAUCGGAGUCUGAGAGGUCCAAAGCAAUCAAAUCGUGGGGAAGAAAUGACGGCGAGGGGGCUUUUCAAAGUCAAGAGGAAAUAGUAAAACAAGGAGAGGAGAUCGGCCAUGAUGAUGAGCCAGCGAAAGGGAGUAAAGGAUGCGACGCGAUAGAUCGGCCAGAUGCACAUACAGUUGAUUCCAAAAUGAAGAGGGAAGAUGCAGAGGAGCAUUUGGAUCUGGACGUGGAUGAUAUGCCAUCUGGACAAGACCAAAUCAACAAGCAAUAUCAUACAUUAUUACUCGAAGCCAGGAGAAAGAACGAUGACUUGGACUUAGUCCAAGGUAUCCCCGUCAGUCAAGACUCAUUAUUUGAGGUAUCACUGUCGACUCUGUCGCUUCAUCCAGUAUUUUGGGCUCAUACAGGCCCACGAGUGGCAGUGUUGCGCGGAACAUGGUUCGUAAAUGACGAAUCGAGGCCUUGCUGCUGGGAGCUUGCCGAGGAGCUGGAGAAGGCUUUCCUGGAGAUUCAACCGUGGCAACGAUCAUACAGUCACGAGCUCGCUACGGCAUUGUCGCUGGGAUCCUCAGGGGAGGAAAAAAUCAAAUAUACUCUUCCUUCGAAAUUUGGAGAAGGUCUGGGCAUUAUCUUUGAAGACAGUGCAAAGGGCCGCAUUGUAACAUCCGGAACUCUCACAUAUAUCACACGCUUGUUUUGGUCUUCUUUAAAAGCCCGGCCCACUGGCACAUAUGUCUAUCGGGGCUACAGUGCUGCGUGUUCGGCGAAAGUGGAAGUGGCGGCAGAUACUACAGCUACUCUCGUGGAUUCCGAAGGAACCACUCACGUCAAUACCAAAAGCCACUCUUACGAAAAAGAUGAUACUCAGGAUGGACGUCUUAAUUUACCCGGGAAUCAAAGGCACGACCAGGCCUUAACUGCUCUGGACACUGCGUUCAAAGACGUGAAGGAGACUGCAGGACAGGCCAUAGAAGGAGUGAAAGAGGGAUUCAAAGAUUACGAUCUUCGAGAAGAGCGACGCCAGACUCCAGCGCCAGGAAGCAAUGAUGAUGAACGAAAAGCGCUGGAAGAGGAAAAUGCUCCUUUAGUCCACGACACCGAAGACGUAAAUCCAUGUACUGACCUUAUUCUUGUAGUACAUGGCAUAGGGCAGCAACUUGCUGCUCAGCAUGAGGCAUAUAACUUCGUUUAUGCUGGCAACCAGUUGCGACAGAUGCUUAGAAAGCAAACCUCCAACCCCGCAGUCGCUUCAAUCAUAAGAGAUCGACGAUGUCAAGUACUUCCAGUACAAUGGCGAACAUCACUCAACCUGGAUGAACGGAAAACUGAAGAAGAGUUGCUCCACGGGAUAGAAAACCGUUUUACCAUAUCUGGAAACUCAAUCCCUUAUGUCCGUGAACUUACCAACUCUGUACUACUGGAUAUACCUCUCUUUAUGUCACAUCAUAGACAAAAAAUGAUUGAGGCUGUCUGUACGCAGGCCAAUAAACUUUAUCGUCUUUGGAUUGCUAGAAACCCACACUUUGAAGAGUAUGGAAGAGUCCAUAUCAUUGCUCAUUCCCUUGGAUCCGCUUUGGUAGCUCAUAUUUUAUCCAAUCAAUCCACCAAAAUGCCACGAUUAUCGCAGCUUCCUAAACAGGUCAUUUCCGAAACAAUGGACCGCUUUCUUUUCAAUACAAGCAACCUUUUCCUUGUAGGCAGUCCUCUUGGGAUCUUCCUCCACCUUGAGCAAGCUCAACUUAUGCCGAGAAAGGGGAGGGAAAGGACUAUGCACUCUCCAGCUGAUGAAGCGCUCGACCGAGCGGGAAGAUUCGGAUGCUUGGCUGUAGACUCCCUUUACAAUGUCUUUUACCAUACGGACCCUAUUGCCUAUCAAUUGAAUGCAGCUGUCGACUCCCAACUAGCAUCUCAAAGGCCCCCUCUCGCCAUAAUGUCCAUGACAGCGCCCUUUUAUGCUCCAGUCGCAGAUAGCAUCAGUUCCAUCUCAAAAUAUUUACCCGUCAUACUUGGAGGGGGUGGGGGCAAUGAUACAAGAUCCGGUAAUAGGCCCGGUAUCUUUCGACUCCCAAGUGGGAUCGAGAUGGCAGGUCCUAAUGGCGAAGAGAAGCUCCAAGGAUCUCGAGGCGAAAGACGAUUUUCUGCCCUAAAUCCACAUGGCAACGUGGAUUUCUUCUUGCCCUCUGCUGGAGUUAACGAGUAUCUAGAUAUGUUGACUGCUCAUCUUUCGUAUUGGACAGACUCCUCUUUCGCGGCAUUUCUCCUAACUGAGAUAUUUUCUACACGAUUAGAUCAAAUGAGGACUGGAAUGGGCUUAGCAAAUCAACCACCGUCUGAAAAUGGAGUAAAUAUCUAAUCUCUAUCAAGUAAUACACAUCUCGAUAGUGCACAGCAUGAUUAUUCACAAGCUGUUUGAUAGCUUUGCUAUUAUUGAUCAGGUCCAUAAUUCAGUAUGGACACUUUUGUAUCAUCAGUGGAGGGCAGUACUUGGGUCGUAUUUCGAGGAAACCACGGCAGGGCAUCGAGCGAUAUAGCAGUCAAUGCGGGUGGCAUUCUAAUAUGUAUAUGGGGGAUAGUUAGUUAGCGCUAUCAUUACUUCACGAGUAUGGAGCUGCGAGCUCAUCUUAAAUGAUGUACCAUCACUAUUCU
Molecule: messenger RNA, 2907 nt
Organism: Cryptococcus deneoformans JEC21
Lineage: Eukaryota; Fungi; Basidiomycota; Tremellomycetes; Tremellales; Cryptococcaceae
Product: phospholipase, putative
Exons: 19
Coding region: 68-2614 (848 amino acids)
Cellular component (GO): cytoplasm
Molecular function (GO): metal ion binding; glycerophospholipase activity
Source: RefSeq, a predicted model, not a curated record